GCGAAUCCGCGUCGCUUCACAGGUCUGCUACAGCUUGCCACCCUGGUUCCUCCUAAUUUCUCCAGCGUACGCGAUACACUCCCCUACACGGGUAGUAGGACAUGAGAAGGGAUGUUCGGAUUAUUCUCGUCGGUGAUGAGGGUGUAGGGAAAAGUACGAUCAUAACUUCACUAAUCAAGGAAUCGUUUGUACCCCAUGUCCAACACGUCGUUCCCGAAGUUACGAUACCUCCAGAAACUACCCCGGAGAACGUGACUACCUAUAUCGUGGAUUCUGGGUGCACGCCACAGGACCGACAACAUCUCGAGACAGAAAUUCGUAAAGCGCAUGUUAUUUGUGUUGUAUAUGCUAUCGACAACCCGAACUCCUUCGAUCGAAUACCGACGUACUGGCUACCAUAUUUUCGCCAAUUAGGUGUCAAUGUCCCUGUUAUUCUUGUUGGAAAUAAGAUUGAUCUACGUGGUGGAGAAGUGACGAACGAGGCCUUGGAGGAAGAGAUCAUUCCAAUCAUGAAUGAGUUCAAGGAAGUUGAGACAUGUGUAGAAUGCUCGGCGAAGCUCCCACUCAACGUCUCCGAAGUAUUCUAUUUCGCUCAAAAGGCGGUUCUGCAUCCUACUGCGCCAUUAUAUGACUCCAGGGAUCAUGUUCUGAAGCGGGAAUGUAUUGCCGCUUUACGACGUAUAUUCAAGCUAUGCGACAUCAACAAGGAUGGUCUUCUUGAUGCUAAUGAGCUGAAUGAAUUCCAGAGGAAAUGUUUCGACACGCCAUUACAAGCACAAGAACUUGAGGGCAUCAAAGCGAUGGUGCAAGAACAUUCGGCUAACGGUGUACGAGAUGGCGGCCUGACAGAAGAAGGUUUCUUGUUCCUCCACACGAUAUUCAUUCAGCGCGGGCGUUUAGAGACUACCUGGACUGUCCUCCGGAGGUUUGGGUACGGAGAAGACCUUCGAUUAACAGAGGAGUAUCUCUAUCCAAAGUUUGAUGUUCCUCACGAUUGCUCGGUGGAACUGAGUCCCCUUGGGUACCAAUUCUUGACUGACAUAUUUGAAUCAUUCGAUAAGGAUCAAGACGGUGCUUUGAACCAAGAGGAACUCAAUGACCUUUUCAGUACAUCCCCAGGGAGUCCAUGGGCAAAUCAGAAAUUUCCUGAUACAACGGUGGCCAAUGAUACCGGCGCGGUGACUCUACAAGGCUGGCUGGCACAAUGGAGUAUGACCACUCUUCUCGACCACAAAACCACCUUAGCCUAUCUUGCCUAUCUCGGAUAUCCUUCACCACGAACAUCUGCGUUGCAAGUCACUCGACCUCGGAAAGCAGAGCGACGGAAGGGCAAGUCAACGCGAAACGUGUUCCUCUGUUACGUCUGUGGUGCUGCGGGAUCAGGGAAGACGUCGCUACUUCAUGCUUUCGUCGGUCGCAAGUUCAGCGACACGUAUGAGCCAACGAAGAAGAUGAAUAGUGUCGUCAACUCAGUUGACAUUGAUGGCAGCGAGAAGUACCUUGUUCUUCAGGAAUUCGGCUCGAAAUACGAAGCCGAAACGCUCAAGAGCUCGAAGAAGACCGACCUUGCAGAUGUCAUCGUCUAUGUGUAUGAUUCCAGUGAUACCAACUCCUUCUCCUACAUUAGCAAUCUACGACAACAAUACAGUCUAGACCAUAUACCCACCCUUUUCGUAGCAACAAAGUCAGAUCUAGACCUGGCACAACAGAGACACGAGGUACAACCUGAUGUUUAUUGUCGGAAACUCGGACUGGCGGUCCCUGUCGCUGUCAGUGUGAAGACGGGACAGAUCGCAGACGUGUUCCAUGCAAUCUGCAGCAUUGCAAUUAAACCGUACGUGUUCUCUUCUUUUCUACCCCAACGUGUAUUCACGACAAGGAUCUGCAUACUUUUCAACCCCAUCUGUCAAUGCGUUACAUCAUUUCGGCUUCUCUUGUCGCGUCCAUUCUGCAGAAACUCGGCAAUACCUGGAGGUGCUGAUCGGGCGUUGUCCUCUGCAGCAAGACUCCGUUCGUACAUCAAGAUAUGUACCCUAGUUGGCGGGCUUGGUGUAGGUGUAUUCCUGCUCUAUCGGACUUGGACUCGACCUGGAGGUUGGCGUGGUGGGUGGUGGACGUGGUUGGUCGGAGGCUGGCGGUAGCUGUGCUGCUCUGUGGCAUUAUUUCUUUAGAGAUUGUACUAUCUGAUGUUUGUGUAGCUAUCGUAAAGCUCUAUAACUGCUCUCGUUUUCCGUUUC
Molecule: messenger RNA, 2237 nt
Organism: Somion occarium
Lineage: Eukaryota; Fungi; Basidiomycota; Agaricomycetes; Polyporales; Cerrenaceae
Source: the annotation of a GenBank genome assembly